Globicephala melas (long-finned pilot whale) is the source of this 4162-nucleotide messenger RNA. NCBI's taxonomy places the organism in Eukaryota, Metazoa, Chordata, Mammalia, Artiodactyla, Delphinidae. The record is from RefSeq and is a predicted model, not a curated record.
CGACGUGCUCGCGCCCGCAGACGCCCUGGGAACGGCGGCCGCGGGCUCGCGCUCCCAGCUCGACCUGCUGCCGGGCUGUGGCUGCGUGCUCCGCGAUGUCGCGCCGGAAGCCGGUCUCUGGUGGCGCCGCUCCCGCCGGCCCAGGCCCUGCAAGGCAGGCGGUUUUGAGCAGAUUCUUCCAGUUUACGGGAAGCCUGAAAUCCACCUCCUCCGCAACGGGUACAGCCGAGAAGGCGGAUCCUGACUCUGACUCCGCAGCGCCCCUAGCGGCCACUCUCCCGCCUCAGUUGCCGCCACACGUGGUGGGUUCGGUCCAGGGCGGGGCGGGGCCAUCGGUUGCAGAAAUCGAUAGGAGUAAGAAGAGACCACUGGAGAGUGAUGGGCCUGUUAAAAAGAAAGCAAAGAAAGUCCAAGAAAAGGAAGAAGGAAGUGAUUCAGUAAUGUCUGGGAACGCUGAGCCAAAGAAACAUCUGAGGACCAGGAUUGUUUUAAAGUCUCUGGAAAAAUUGAAAGAAUUCUGCUGCGAUUCUGCCCUUCCUCAAAAUAGAGUCCAGACAGAGUCUCUUCAGAAGAGAUUUGCAGUUCUGCCAAAAUGUACUGAUUUUGAUGAUAUCGAUCUUCUACGUGCAAAGAAUGCAGUUUCUUCUGAAGAUUCCAAAUCUCAAACUAGUCAAAAGGACAAGACACUCAGUCAUUGUGGAUCAUCACAUAGCAGUUGUGAAAACUUACAGAAGACUUCUGAUUCUAAACCAUCUAACAAACGGACCAAAAGCAUCUACACCCCCUUAGAAUUACAAUACAUAGAAAUGAAGCAGCAGCAGAAAGAUGCAAUUUUGUGUGUGGAAUGUGGAUAUAAGUAUAGAUUCUUUGGGGAAGAUGCAGAGAUUGCAGCCCGGGAGCUCAAUAUCUAUUGCCAUUUAGAUCACAACUUUAUGACAGCAAGCAUACCUACUCACCGGCUGUUUGUUCACGUACGCCGCCUUGUGGCCAAGGGAUAUAAGGUGGGAGUUGUGAAACAAACUGAAACAGCUGCGUUAAAAGCCAUUGGGGACAGCAAAAGUUCACUCUUUUCCCGGAAAUUGACUGCUCUUUAUACAAAAUCUACACUUAUUGGAGAAGAUGUAAAUCCUUUAGUCAAGCUGGAUGAUGCUGUUAAUGUCGAUGAGAUAAUGACUGAUACUUCUACCAGCUAUCUUCUGUGUAUCUGUGAAAAUAAGGAAAAUGUUAAAGACAAAAAAAAGGGGAACGUUUUCAUUGGACUUGUGGGGGUGCAGCCCACCACAGGUGAGGUUGUGUUCGACAGUUUCCAGGACUCUGCUUCCCGUUCAGAGCUAGAAACUCGGAUAUUAUGCCUGCAGCCAGUGGAGCUUCUGCUUCCAUCAGACUUGUCAGAGCAAACAGAGAUGCUCAUCCACAGGACCACAGCUGUGAGCAUGCGGGAUGACAGAAUUCGAGUAGAAAGGAUGGAUAACAUGUAUUUUGAAUACAGCCACGCUUUCCAAGAGGUUACAGAAUUUUAUGCAAAAGACAUAGUUGACGGUAAAGGUUCUCAAAGUUUUUCUGGCAUCAUUAACUUGGAAAAGCCUGUGAUUUGCUCUUUGGCUGCCAUAAUAAGAUAUCUGAAAGAAUUUAACUUGGAAAAGGUGCUUUCCAAACCCAAGAAUUUUAAACAGUUGUCAGGUGAAAUGGAAUUUAUGACAAUUAAUGGAACAACAUUAAGGAACCUGGAAAUCCUUCAGAAUCAGACUGAUAUGAAAACCAAAGGAAGUUUAUUUUGGGUUUUAGACCAUACUAAAACUUCAUUUGGGAGACGGAAGUUAAAGAAGUGGGUGACCCAGCCACUCCUUAAACUAAGGGAGAUAAAUGCUCGACUUGAUGCUGUAUCUGAAGUUCUCCAUUCAGAAUCCAGUGUGUUUGGCCAGAUAGAAAAUCAUCUACGUAAAUUGCCUGACAUCGAAAGAGGACUCUGUAGCAUUUAUCACAAAAAAGAAAAAUAUUUCUAUUUUCAGUGUUCUACGCAAGAGUUCUUCCUGAUUGUCAAAACCCUGUAUCACCUGAAGUCAGAAUUUCAAGCACUAAUACCUGCUGUUAAUUCCCAUGUUCAGUCAGAGUUGCUCCAGACAUUUAUUUCAAAAAUUCCUGAACUCCUCAGUCCAGUGGAGCAUUACUUAAAGAUUCUCAAUGAACAAGCUGCCAAGAUUGGGGAUAAAACCGAAUUAUUCAAAGACCUUUCUCACUUCCCUUUAAUAAAAAAGAGGAAGGACGAAAUUCAGGAAGUUACUGACAAGAUCCAAACACAUUUGCAAGAAAUACGAAAAAUACUAAAAAAUCCUUCUGCACAAUAUGUGACAGUAUCAGGACAGGAGUUUAUGAUUGAGGUAAAGAAUUCUGCUGUAUCUUGUAUACCAACUGAUUGGGUUAAGGUUGGAAGCACAAAAGCUGUGAGCCGCUUUCACUCUCCUUUUAUUGUAGAAAAUUACAGACAUCUGAAUCAGCUCCGGGAGCAGCUAGUCCUUGACUGCAGUGCUGAAUGGCUUGAUUUUCUAGAGAACUUCAGUGAACAUUAUCACUCCUUGUGUAAAGCAGUACAUCACCUAGCAACUGUUGACUGCAUUUUCUCCUUGGCCAAGGUCGCUAAGCAAGGAGAUUACUGCAGACCAACUCUACAAGAAGAAAGGAAAAUCAUAAUAAAAAAUGGCCGGCACCCUGUGAUUGACGUGCUGCUGGGAGAACAGGGCCAGUAUGUUCCCAAUAGUACAAAUUUGUUGGGGGACUCAGAGAGAGUAAUGAUAAUUACUGGACCAAACAUGGGUGGAAAGAGCUCCUACAUAAAGCAAGUUGCAUUGAUUACUAUCAUGGCUCAGAUUGGCUCCUAUGUUCCGGCAGAGGAAGCAACAGUUGGAAUUGUGGAUGGCAUUUUCACAAGGAUGGGGGCUGCAGAUAACAUAUGUAAAGGACAGAGUACAUUUAUGGAAGAACUGGCUGACACAGCAGAAAUAAUAAGAAAAGCAACAUCACAGUCUUUGGUUAUCUUGGAUGAAUUGGGAAGAGGGACAAGCACCCAUGAUGGAAUCGCCAUUGCUUAUGCUACACUUGAGCAUUUUAUUAGAGAUGUGAAAUCCUUAACCCUCUUUGUUACCCAUUAUCCACCAGUCUGUGAAUUAGAAAAAAGUUACUCACAACAGGUGGGGAAUUAUCACAUGGGAUUCUUGGUCAACGAGGAUGAAAGCAAACAGGACCCAGGUGAAGAAGACCAGGUUCCUGAUUUUGUCACCUUUCUUUAUCAAAUAACCAGAGGAGUUGCAGCAAGGAGUUAUGGACUCAAUGUGGCUAAACUAGCAGAUGUUCCUGGAGAAAUUUUAAAGAAAGCAGCUAGCAAAUCAAAAGAGCUGGAAGGAUUAGUAAAUAUGAAAAGGAAAAGGCUAAAGUGUUUUGCGAAGUUAUGGACGAUAAAUGAUGCAAAUGAUUUGCAAAAGUGGAUGGAUGAGUUCAAACUGGAAGAAAUUACAGACUUCUCUUCCUGAUGAAAAUGAAGACUACGUUUUGGAACCAAAAAAUAAAGAAUUAAAAAUACCAACUGUAUAAAACAACUCUCUAGUAACAACCCAUCUUUGUGUGACCUGAGCAUAAAACCUGACCGUGGUAUAUUCCUUUUAGAAACAGGGAGGCCUUUUGUGUAGAAAGUCUGUUUCAGGUUCCUGCCAUCCUUUUAAAAGUAUAAACACUUUUGAAUAUUAAGAUUUCUAUCAUGUCAUUAGAAAAUCUCAUGGAUGGUAAGAUUCAAAUAAAAUCAGAAACUUCUAAGUAAAACCUGGAGUGGUAGAAUAUAUAGUUCAUGAACUUUUAGAGUGAUAUAAAAAUUUAAUGCAUAAUUUUAUUUGUUUCAGUUCAGAUAAUUUGCAGCUGGUUGAAAUGUCUUGCAGGAAUAUACGUUUUCAUUCGAACUAAAAUAAUUUUAUAAUGCCGCCAGUUUAUUCACUGUAAGCAUAAGAAUUUUUGAAGAGAAAUAGAAGGUAUUAUCAGGCUUUUAGAAACUAGAGCACAGAAAGAGUAAGGUCAUAUGAAAUUUGAAAAGCUAAAUAUUGUCAUAGUUUUAAGCAAUUUGAAGGUUGUUGGAUUAAAUUAUUUGUCAUUCAUUCAAGUAAUAAACAUGUGAUGAAUA